Molecule: messenger RNA, 684 nt
Organism: Darwinula stevensoni
Lineage: Eukaryota; Metazoa; Arthropoda; Ostracoda; Podocopida; Darwinulidae
Source: the annotation of a GenBank genome assembly
UUUUUAGACAAAACUUUAAAUUUUCCGGGAGCAGGUGUUUUCCAAUACAUCACGUUCCGAGCUUCUGCUGCAACCGUUUUUUCGUUGUUGAUUGCAGCAAUUUACGGACGUAGAAUUAUUGUAUUACUCAGAAAUUUGCAAAUUGGCGAAACUGUCCGUAACUUGGGUUUACAAGGUCAGAUGGAGAAAAAAGGCACACCCACAAUGGGCGGCUUUAUUAUUUUAGCUUCAUUGCUGAUUCCAGUUUUGUUAUUUGCACGUAUUGAUAAUGUCUAUAUUUUGUUGCUGAUAAUUGCCACGAUUUGGACGGGAAUGAUUGGUUUUGCAGAUGAUUAUAUUAAAGUUUUCAAAAAAGAUAAACAAGGCUUAAAAGGCAUUUUUAAAGUAGUUGGACAAGUUGGGCUUGGCUUGAUUGUAGGGCUUACGCUUUAUUUUAAUGACAAUGUAAAAGUUAGAAUUUAUGAUAAAAUAAAAGUUGGCGAUGUACAAACCUACUCAGAUAUUAGCCAUUCGCUAAUAACAACAGUGCCAUUUUUUAAAAAUAACACGAUUGAUUAUGGGAUUUUAGGGCAGUUUUUGCCAGAAAGUUUAGCUUGGUUGCCUUAUGUGUUGAUUUUUCUAACGGAGCAAAUAUUACAGACGGAAUUGAUGGUUUGGCAGCAGGAAUAUCGGCAAUUAUUGCCU